Sceloporus undulatus (fence lizard) is the source of this 9288-nucleotide messenger RNA. RefSeq names its product PR/SET domain 11 (gene PRDM11). Lineage: Eukaryota; Metazoa; Chordata; Lepidosauria; Squamata; Phrynosomatidae. Gene Ontology annotation, biological process: regulation of transcription by RNA polymerase II. Gene Ontology annotation, cellular component: nucleus. The transcript is spliced from 9 exons. Gene Ontology annotation, molecular function: RNA polymerase II cis-regulatory region sequence-specific DNA binding; DNA-binding transcription factor activity, RNA polymerase II-specific; protein binding. The coding region runs from base 179 to 3940 and encodes 1253 amino acids. The record is from RefSeq and is a predicted model, not a curated record.
AGAGGUUGCCUCAGGACCAGGAGGAGGAGGGGGGGGUCGAGGGCAGUCCGCCGCCUCCCCUCCGUGGGCUCCGGGGCCGGGCCUGGCUGCCAGCCCGCCUCGCUCUCUCCCUCCUCCUCCUCCCGGUUCGGGGGGUCCCCGGGCUCGGCCCCCCGAACGCCCCUCUCUUCCGUUCGCCAUGUCAUUUCCUGUGCUAAUAAGAUGGUGGUCACGGCCGGGAGGGAGGGAGCCGCCGCAGCAGAAGGAGCCUCCGCAGAAGCCACCGAGCCCGGCCGGGCCCCAGGGCUCCUCCUCGCCUGGGAAUAGCGAGUCGGGCUGGAGGAGGAAGAAGAGGAGGAGGAGGGGGAGGAGGGCGGCCGCGGGGAGAGCCCGGCUGCCCCCGGACGACGACGACGACGAGGAGGAGGAGGAGAACAUGAGUGAAAAAUUGAAUGACUGCUUGGCGGAGAUGGUGACUAUCAAGGCAGAACCCUGCUCUCCAUGCCGGGAAGAGGAAUAUGGACAACUUUGCUCUGGAAAGGUUGACUCCCAGUCUGUGGAUGCGGAGCCUAAAAAGCUGAAAGGAAAGCAAGAUUUAAUCAUGUCAAAGAGUUUUCAUCAAGUUGAUUUUUGGUUUUGUGAGUCCUGCCAGGAGUAUUUUGUGGAUGAAUGUCCAAAUCAUGGCCCACCCGUGUUUGUGUCAGAUGCUCCAGUACCCAUUGGCAUCCCUGAUCGAGCUGCACUGACUGUCCCACCUGGCAUGGAAGUGGUGAAAGAGCCAAAUGGGGAGCAGGAUGUGCGCUGCGUGGGUGAGGUUAUUCCCAAAGGGCAUAUCUUCGGACCAUACGAAGGGAAACUCUCCAGUCAAGACAAAUCAGCUGGAUUCUUUUCUUGGCUGAUUGUUGAUAAGAACAACCGCUACAAAUCCAUAGAUGGGACAGAUGAAACUACAUCAAAUUGGAUGAGGUAUGUGGCCAUCUCCCGAGAAGAGAGAGAACAGAACCUGAUGGCCUUCCAGCACAGUGAGAAGAUUUACUUCCGAACCUGUCGGGACAUCAGGCCAGGGGAGAGGCUGAGGGUCUGGUACAGCGAAGAUUAUAUGAAGAGAUUGCACAGCAUGUCUCAGGAGACCAUCAACAGAAACCUCACAAGAGGGGAUAAAAAAUCACUACGGGAAAGAGCUGAAAGAAAUACAGAAAAUCAAGAGGAUACGAGCUAUCCCCUUGAGCUCACCACAUCAAAGCAAGGGAAGAGUCCCUACAAACGCAGCUUUGAAGAAGGUAUAUCCCAACCUCAAGCAAAGAAAAAGAAAAUAGAUCUCAUCUUUAAAGAUGUCCUAGAGGCUUCUCUAGAGUCAACAAAGAUGGAAGAGCACAAGGUCACGAGGAAUUCUACUCCUUCCACUAGAAAGUCUUCCAGAUUCCAAGCACAACAUGCCUCAGAGAAUUGUGGAACAGAUAUUCAACAAAGCUCUCCAAAACACAGUGGAAGCAGAAAUGAGAGUGAGUGGAAGGUCUCCCGUGGUUCCUCUUUCUCUGUGUCCAAAGAAACUGGCCUGCUGGAAGAUGAAGAACCCUUAUCCUUUAAAAUGAACAGUUCCACUAAUUUCUCUCUGGCAUCAAUAGAUGAUGAUGCCCUUGGUAUGCCAACAACUUCAUUAUGUCCUAACUGUGUACGGUUAAAGAAGAAGAUUCGUGAGUUGCAGGCUGAACUAAAUAUGUUGAGAUCUGGCAAAUUAGUGGAACCAUCUUUGCUACCUCCUCAGGUACCUGAGUACCAAGCAUUUUCAUACCCUGCAGCUUCAGAAACCAUCAUGUCUGUUCCCACCAUCAUGGAGGAUGAUGACCAGGAGGUAGAUUCAGCUGAUGAAUCAGUUUCAAAUGACAUGAUAACAGCCACAGAUGAGCCCUCCAAGAUGUCUGCCGUCACCAGGAGGAUUCGACGCUUCAAACAAGAAUGGUUAAAAAAGUUUUGGUUUCUGAGGUACUCCCCUACCUUGAAUGAAAUGUGGUGCCACGUCUGCCGGCAGUACACGGUGCAAUCUUCUCGGACUUCAGCCUUCAUCAUUGGCUCUAAGCAAUUUAAGAUACACACUAUAAAACUUCAUAGCCAGAGCAACCUCCACAAGAAGUGCCUGCAGCUCUACAGGCUCAGGAUGCACCCCGAGAAGACAGAAGAGAUGUGCCGCAAUAUGACUUUGCUCUUCAACACAGCCUAUCAUUUAGCUAUGGAAGGCCGGCCCUAUUGUGAUUUUCGACCUCUUGCAGAACUACUGAGAAAGUGUGAACUCAAAGUGGUGGAUCAGUAUAUGAAUGAGGGCGACUGUCAAAUCCUAAUCCAUCAUAUUGCUCGAGCUCUAAGAGAGGAUCUAGUUGAACGGGUCAGGCAGUCUCCCUUCCUCAGCAUCAUUUUGGAUGGGCAGAGUGACGAUCUACUUGCUGACACAGUUGCAAUUUAUGUACAGUAUAUCAGCAGUGAUGGCCCACCAGCCACUGAAUUUCUCUCUCUACAAGAGCUGGGUUUUUCUGCAACAGAUAGUUACAUUCAAGCAUUGGAUAGGGCUUUCUCCUCCUUGGGAAUAAGGCUUCAGGAUGAAAGGCCAAGUGUUGGUUUGGGAGUAGAUGGUGCUAAUAUUACUGCUAGCCUGAGAGCUAACAUGUACAUGACAAUCAGAAAAACUCUGCCUUGGUUGCUUUGUUUACCCCUUAUGGUACACAAGCCACACUUGGAGGUAUUGGAUGCAAUUAGUGGGAAAGAACUUCCAUGUUUGGAGGAGCUGGAGAACAACCUGAAGCAGUUACUCAGUUUUUACCGUUACUCCCCAAGGUUGAUGUGUGAACUAAGGAUCACUGCAGCUACUCUCUGUGAGGAAACUGAAUUCUUGGGAGACAUUAGAGCAGUCAAAUGGAUCAUUGGGGAGCAAAAUGUCCUCAAUGCUCUGAUCAAGGAUUACCUGGAAGUGGUGGCCCAUCUCAAAGAUGUCAGUGGGCAAACACAAAGAGCAGAUGCAUCUGCCAUUGCCUUGGCUCUCCUACAGUUCCUUAUGGACUACCAGUCAAUUAAGCUGAUAUAUUUUUUGCUAGAUGUAAUUGCUGUACUUUCACGCCUUGCCUUUGUCUUCCAAGGUGAAUACCUCCUUGUGUCACAAGUGGAUGAUAAAAUAGAGGAGGCUAUCCAAGAGAUCAGCAGGCUGGCAGAUUCCCCUGGUGAGUAUUUACAGGAAUUUGAGGAGAACUUCCGUGAAAGCUUUAAUGGUGUUGCUGUGAAAAACUUACGGGUGGCUGAAGCCAAAUUCCAGUCAAUUCGAGAAAAGAUAUGCCAGAAGACCCAGGUCAUUCUUGCUCAAAGGUUUGAGCCCCGCACCAGGGCAUUUGUGAAAGCAUGCCAGGUGUUUGACCUUACAGCUUGGCCAAGAAAUGCAGAGGAGCUUAUGGGCUAUGGUAGGGAAGAUAUGGUGCAAAUAUUUGAACAUCUGGAAGCAGUGCCAACCUUUUCCACUGACAUCAUCAGAGAAGGCAUGGACACCAGAGGGAGUUUGCUGAUGGAAUGGCGAGAACUCAAGGUGGAUUAUUAUACCAAAAAUGGCUUUAAAGAUUUAAUCAGUCACAUUUGUAAAUAUAGGCAGAGAUUUCCUUUUUUAAAUAAAAUAAUCCAGAUCCUCAAAGUCCUUCCCACUUCAACAGCCUGCUGUGAAAAGGGACGCAAUGCCCUUCAGCGAGUGCGCAAAAACAAUCGUUCUCGUCUUACCCUAGAGCAACUCAGUGACCUUUUGACAAUUGCCGUUAAUGGACCACCUAUUGCCAACUUUGAAGCCAAGAGAGCAUUAGAUAGUUGGUUUGAGGAGAAAUCUAGCAAUAGUUAUGCACUGUCUGCAGAAAUGCUUAGCAGGAUGUCCUCCCUGGAUCAAAAACCAAUGUUGCAGAGCAUGGACCAUGGAUCAGAAUUUUAUCCUGAUAUUUAGCAAUGAACGCCUCUCAUUUAGAAAGCUGUUGAAUUUUUUUAAAAAAUCAAUACUCUAAGCUUUGAUAUGUUAUAUGAAAUAUAUAUUAUAUAUAUAUAUGUAUGUAUGUAUGUAAACGCCACACUGAAAAUUUAAAAUCAGAUGAAAGCUAAGAGGAUUUUUUUAAAGAAUAAGACAACACUUAACAUUUAUUGACAUCUUCAACCGUGGCAGCUGCAAUGUAGGUGGCAACAUUUCAUUCUUCAGAAACAUGUGCUGAGGCCAUAGGCUACAUUUUCAAACUCAUUUUAUAAGCUAAACUUCACAGGCCAAUGUCACUCUACUUCUCACUAUAAUUUUGUGUGUGUGUGUCUGUUUUCUAUCUGCCUUUUCCCUGUUGUUAGUCACUUGUUGAGCCAUUUCAUGCCUUUGCUUAUGAUCACUGGGAUUUCUGAGCCCUUUGUGUAAGCCUUGGAGCUUCUUUCCAACUCCUUAACUUUAUCUAGAUUAGAGUGGUUCCUUACUCAUUCUUCCGAUGAUCUGGUUAACUGUUUUGUUGCUUAUUUCUGUCAAUUAGCUUGUGAUGCCCCCUUUUGGUAUUACACUCCAGUGGGCAUUUUCAGCUUAAAGCAGAUCUCCUGUGACAAUUCUAGUAACAAGGCAUAUAUCUUACAAUAUUGAUAGCAUGUUCAGAUGAAAAUAACAUAAUGCAGAUGAUGGGAAAUCUGGGGGGAGGGAUUGUUUUUGCAUUUAUAUUUUUAUAUAGUAGGGGGAUAAGAAAAGUAAUUGAAACUCUUUACUGAAAACCUGGGCUGCUGUGGAAGCUAAAUAGCCAGUGAAUCUAAUACCAUAAUAGGGCAGAGACUCACUGGCUUAAAAUAUAUGUAUGCUAAUUUUAUGUUAUUUAUACUCGGUCUUUAUAAUCAUAAAUGAAUUGUGUCUUCUGUUUGGUUUUUUUAAUGAAAGAAAUGCCUGCUAUAUUUUGUGGCAGGGAGUAUCAAUGCAAGAACCAACUUUGGUUGUUAUCACAUGGCAAGGUCCUUUGAGAGGUUCACAUAUCCUCAUUUGACUAAGAUUUGAUUUUCCAUUGGCAAAAGGAAAAUGAAAGAUGGUAUAUUCCUGUGAAUGGUUUCUUUUAAGGUUGCACAUUUGGGCAGGUGCACAAAAAUAGGAUUUCCAGGUGAAAUGAUAAAAACAUUUGUGGAGAUAUCCUUUUUUAACUCCAUUGCUUCAGGUCAAAUAAGCCCAGAUGAGCACAAAAUCUCCACAGCUGUUUGUACCAUGUCAUGCUAACUAUGCCAUGGAGCACUACCAUAAUAGCGCUAAAUGGUCACAGGAAUGAGCAGAAUCCUUUUUGCCCCAAAGAACUACUAGGAUGGCAUGUUUCCAGAGGGAUUAACCUCAUGCCAGUCUGCAUUGUUUUGGAUAUACCUACCACAAUGAUGUCAGUUACACUGUACCUUUCUAUAUUCCUUCCCAACACCCCCAUCUCUCCCACUCCCUUCCUGUUGGUCUUGGUGCUAAGGUAUCUCUGGAACCAUUGCUGCUAGAUGAUCGCUUUUCAUUUAUAUAGAUAUAUAAUUUUAUUUUUUAAACAGUAUGUUUUCAGUUAUUAUGUAGCCUGUUGUUAAAGCAGUCUCUCUUACAGUAUAUCUGCACCGGUGUCCUUUGCUGCAUCUAUUUUUAUUCUUCUUGUCCCUCAUUGGUCUAGUAAUAAUUUAGCAUUGUUCCCUUACAUAUGUGGUUCUUGUUUUCAGGACUCGAGACUCAUCAUUUUUUUUAAGAAAGCAUAGAAGAACGUUGAUAUGGUAUAUAAAAGAAGUAGGGAUAGAGGGCACAGUGCCUUCAUGCCAUUUCCAUGAGAUUAUAAAAUAUGUGCUGUUGUCUCCCACUCUAAAAAAGAGAAAACCUACAACUCUAGACUUGCAUAUACUUCAGAAAUAAUGCAGCUUGACACCACUUUACUUGCCAUGGCUCAAUGCUAUGCAAUUCUGGGGUUUAUAGUUUAUUGAGGCACCAGAGCUCUUUGACUAAAUAGCUCACAAAACUACAAAUUCCAGAAUUCCAUAGCAUUGAGUCAUGACAGUUAAAGCAGUGUGAAACUGCAUUAUUUCUGCAGUGCAGAUUAGACCUUAGUGAGUUGUCUGUAACAAGUGUACAUCAGCAUAAGGAUUGUAAAAGGGGAAAAUAAGAGUUAAAGGAGAAGUAAAGGUUGUGGAAGUUGGAAUAUGGGAUGUGGCAAAUAUUUGUCCAACCUAACUGGACAAAACAAAUAAAUGUUUCUGCUUCUGUCAUGUGAUACUGACUGGCAUACCGGGAUAGGUUGUGGGGGAGUGACAGGAGAUAGAAUAUAAACUGAGGCAAGCAAAGACAGGGAGCAAAUAUCAUGAAGUAUAGAUUGCAACAACUUCUAUAAAAAAAAUAUGUACCUGGAGCAGAUUGCAACAAUUUACAGUUGAAAAAUCCAUUUAACUGGCCAGGAAUCAUGCACUGCCUUCUCACACCAUUCCCCACCUUCAUGGAGAAGAAGCCCAGAGGUUGGCCCCUGGUCUGCUUCCUAGUAGUGUCUCUCUCCUUCAACUUCACAAGCAAUAGUUUGAGCUGGACUUCAAAAUGUCAUUCUCCACUAUUUCCUUUGGGGUGUUGGUAGAAAGAGAGACUGACGAGGAGAGAAGAUUGAUCAGGGAAUACAAAUGCAACAUAGUUGUGAGUGUUGUUAACUGUAGUUAUUUGAAGAGCACUGAUAUGGUCAAAGGCAACUGCAUAUCACAGGCAGUGAGCAAAAAGCAUUGCCAGUAAUAAUUUAGCCCACAGAGAAAAGUCCAGUCAGCUUAGUAUUUUUUCAUCAGCAAUAUUAACUCAAAGGUAGUUGUUAGUUACUCAAAAAGGGCACAACAGUUGGCUGAUUUGAUUAUAUAACAACCUAUGAAAAAGAUGAAUACUUCCACUAUUUCCUUACUGCCACUGUUUCAGCAUUUUAUGGGCCCUAUAAAUUAUGUACAGUCCAACAUGUACAUGGUUAAACAUGAUAUGGUUAAAAGAAUUAUUUUCUCUGGCUGACUUUGAAAGGGUUCAGAUAAAUAACAGAGCUUCUAGUCAAAAAUAUUUAAAGAUAAUUAUAUAUAUGGCUUAUACUUUGCCGGGCUCCCUUCCUGUAAGUGCUAGUGUUAUGGUAGACUAGGUAAAAAAGACAAAAUUGUGAUUUAUAUUAAGAAGCAAGUUAUUAUUUCAAAAUAAACUGCAUAGUUUUUAAAACAUUGUUCCAUUCCUCCCAAACAUGACAAGCACUAACUAAUCUGCACUUCACUUUGCCUAUUCAUUAGUCUGAACAAGAGAAAAAAAUUAGAGCACAGUUUGUUGCCUUAUGACAGGAGAGUAAGAUACUACUCAGUUAAUAUUCAUGAAAACUGUAGUAAUUAUUUAUCAUUGGUAAUUAGUAAAGGACACUAAUGGUACACAUUCUUGUACUCUGAUUAAGGCCCAAGGCUUAAUGGUUUGCAGAAGGCACAAAAUUAAAUGAUUUGUAGAGUAUUGUCUGUGUGAAAGAAUAAUAAAAUGAAAGACUUGGUAAGAAGAGAAAGGUAAUUCACUGCAAUCUUCUUCUGUUCCCAUUUCCAGGAGUUUGAGAGCAGUCCACAUUUUAAAAAAUUGUCUGUGCUGUAACUAAAUCAGGGCAUAAUCCAGCCAAAGUUAACCAAUUUCAAGUCUCCUUAGUUUAAGUGAAAGAAGCAAUCAUGUGCUUAAUUUACUCUCAUUAAAACCAAUCUUGUCUAACUUUGGUUAUAUCAUAUUCUAUGUUUUCUGGCACUGCAAUUUUUAAUAAGUAUUACUUGUCCAUGUGGAAAUAGUUAAUAUAACUUGGGUCAAAACUACACAGCUCUUUUAGGAGUCUGUUUACAUUUACAGGCUUGUCUUAGCAAGGUUACAAAAAUUGUCUUUCUUUUGGACAGAUGAUGAGUUUCCACAGCUGGGUUCCAAAAUUGUCAUUUCAAAACAUGUUAUACUUGGUGGUCAAGUAUUGCUUGUUUUAGUGGAGCACAAAAGAUAGAUUCCUAAAGUAAAACUCUGGGUCCAUUGAAAUCAGUUCUAUGCACAUCAUCAUCACACCAGUGAAGCCAUCAUUUGAGUCAAUAUAAAGCUCCCCCACCUCCACCCCAUGUGACACAUUCAGAAUUUGCUUUCAAGGGCUGGGAGCUGCCCUUGAUUUUGGCAGAUUUGGGGCAGCACUAAGGGAGGGGGAAACAGAAGGAAGGAGUGGAGAAAUUCUUGUUAUGCUAGUGGACGUAUACUAGCUCUUAAGAUUGCAUCCUGACCCAAGAAUCUAACCCACAGUCUUGUAUAAAAUAUUGUAGUAUCAAUUUUCUUCUUGCCCCUUUGCAGUGGGGGGGUGGGAUUCGUCAGUUAUCAAAUGGCUAACAUACAGACUUAAUUGUGUAGUCAAACUUGAUCUGUUAUGUGAGAGACAUGUCAGCAAUGCUGGAUCAGAUAAAGAGUUCCUUUGAUAUGGAAGUUGAUAGCCAGCUGUGUGGAGAUGCUGGGUAAGUAAGGAUUAGAGUGAAAUCAUUGUGUUGCUGGGCAAAACAGGAUUUCAUUGCCUUUUGGAGGGGUAAAGCUUUCAGUAGUCAUAUUGGAUCAAAUAUUUGUUUAAGCUCAGUUGUUAUGCUCUAACUAUUUGGUUGCAGGUUAAAUCAGACCAAGCUAAAGACAGGUUGAAAAAAAAUGCAGUAAAAAUAAAGUACACUAGAGGGCAUCAGCUGUUAAAGUAUUCAUAGAUGUCUAGGGUGGCACAAGAGAGAGAACAUUAAUUUUUCAGCUGGUAAUGGCCUACAUGGUUCUUAGUCAAAAUAUCUUAUAUAGGUUUUUUUGUUUUUUUGUUGUUGUUUUUUUGCAGUCAGGAGGAGAUAAAAGGGUCCAUCUUCAGAAACCAGAUGAAUCAGUCUAUUAUGUUCAGGGAAGAGAUUGUUAAGAAUGUGUGAGCUCUUAUAUUUCUAAAUGAUAAAAAGAUACAAUUUAUAAUCAAGUGUUUCUAUUGUGUUCAGCACCUAACUGACUAAUUUGUGCAUAUCACUCUGUAAACCUUGACUCCUUACUGAGACUUUUAUCUUAUUGAGGACUGAUUGCAGAUAUCCUGAGCGUCUUUUAACUCAGGCUCUUCCACAGUGGUAUGUAUGCAUCUGGACAAAACAUACUAAACACAUAAGCUAUCACCAUACAGGCAGCCUACCAGUAAAGCAUGAGAUCAAAUUCUUAUGGCCAAAAGCCAAACACUACAAGGAGUAUCAUAACAAAACAGGAAACCAAAGUGUUUUUUCCUACAUUUGCAAAAGCACAGUGAGGACACAUGCAUGGAAAAGGCAAGUAAGUCCUCU